AUGACACGGACAGACCCACCAGACAUACUGGUAUCUACUGUGUAUCGAGAGAUUAAAGUCAGCCCAAUGCCAGGUGAGCCCAAAAUCUACCGAGCCCAGCGCAAGUGUGAUGCCUCCAAGCUCAGCUCCUCUGCCCAGGACAGCCAGCGUUACGUUCACAAGCGACAGUGUCGAAGCUUUGACUUCCUACAGUCACUAGACGGCCAGGCAGAGGCCGGAGCCGCCAUGGAGGAGUACGUGCCUGGGCGAGGUGUUCGGCAGCCCAACAGCCCUGAGCCUGCCUGGGACUCACUGGGAAGGCAGGUCCACCUCCGCUCCUCAGCUCCUGAGCUGGUUGCCAGCAGGCUGUGUGCCCACGCAGGGGAGCCCAGGGAGGCCUUCAGACCAGAGGCCAAGAAGAGAGGCAGAUCUAAGAGUGCCCCCAGGGUGAAGACCACCUACCGGCCUGUCCCGGUGGAGGUGGGCUCACCUGAGCUGUCCCGCAGGGGCCGGGAGGCGCUGCGGGGGCACAGGGAAUCUCACAAGAGGAUGGAAACAUCACCGAGGAGGGACCAGCCUCAGCCGGCCCGGACCAGGAUCAACGAGGUGCACCCCAUCAAACUGCAGCCCCAACGGGGCGAUGCCAGCCUGUACUCCCCUCUGUACGUCAGCGAGAGCAGCGAGGGCUAUGAGGAGUGCCCAGUUGGCAAGGCCGGAGCAGGAGCACACGUACGGUACCGCGUCGACAUGAAGCCCGAGGACCCGGCGAUGACCCCAUCCUCGCGGAUGUGGAAGACCCCGCAAAAGCAGAGCGCCGUGGGCAGUUGGCAGUGUCAGCCUGGACGCAGUCUGACCGUCCCAGCUAACCGGCGGGCGGGGAGGACCCACUCUCCGAGCGAGUCGUUCGGUGGCGAUUACUGGACGCUCACCGCUCACAACAACUGCUCCCCGCAUCGGUACUACCACCAGGAGGAGGGCAGGAGAGGCAUCCCGCAGCUGGUCCAGACCAUGCCAGCCUUCAGUCAGCAACCUUACCCCGACCCCAGGAGACUGUCCCGCCCAGGGGCACAGCCCAAUAUCUACUACACUGAGGAGCGGGGGAGGCCUUCACAACAUCGCUACACCUCGCCAAUGCAUUACCACGACUGGUGGGGCACAUACCGAGCUGCCCAUGCCCACCAGAGUUACCUAUCUCAAUGCCCUCCUUACUGGGAAGGCAGAGCCAGCACCCUAUCCCCUCAUGGUUCGUACUACGGCAUCGACCAGCACAGACUGGACUCCGAGUCCCGUUACUACUCCAAGUCCUGGGAUAACAUCCUGUCCCCGAGCCGACACCGGGCGGAGUUCCCGGCCACCGACUGCCGCAGCUACGAGACCCUGCCCCUGCAGGAGAGGCCUGGCCGCUCGGCCGAGUCCAGGCGCCGGCCCACCGUGGUCAACCUGUCCCGGUCCCCGCAGCGGUACGCCGCCCUCUCUCUGUCCGAGAGCUCACUGGCCGACAAGCUCCAGGGGGACGGCAGCAGGGGGAGCCAGGGGAGGGCUUGGUACAUCACCCCAGAGAUCACCAUCACCGACAACGAGCUGCGGGCUAACGGGCCGCCGCAGGCCCGGGUCAGGCCCGAGUCCGGACGGCAACAGGCCCUGGACGCCGGGCUCGGGCCCAGCAUCAUCAGGGGCUGUCCUCACCGGCCCGGGAAGCAGCAGCAGCUGGACGACGUGCUGGCCGACCUGGUAAUCGACACCUGCAAGGCCCCGACCGCCAAACCCAGCGACUCGGACGCUCUGGUUGACCAGCUGAGGAGGCUGAUUGCUGCCGAGGACCUGUCAGGUGACCGCGGCGUGAGGACCGUGCUGGUUCACACCAGCGAGCCGCAGAAGGCCAAGGCCCAGCUGGGGACGUUAGUCCCGGGCCCUGAGUCCCACAGCCUGGGCCUAGGCCUGGGCCUGGGCCCGGGCCUAUCACGGAGCCCCAGCUACCCGAGUCCGUGCGACGGGCCUCCCCAAGAUCGUGGCGUCUCGGACGACGUGGACACCAUGAUGUGCUCGAACCUCAAGUGCGGCCUAACGGAGACCCUGUUCAACGCAAGGCUUUACUUCAAGUCGUGCCACAGCUGCUACACGUACUACUGCUCACGGAACUGCCGCAAGGACGACUGGGAGAUGCACAAGGAGGCCUGCGUCUAUGGCCGGGUCAGCAGCACAUGUAAGCGGGUGCUGAGGAGCUGCCGCGAGAACCAUGCGGCUCACAAGGCCUUUUCCCGCAUCGCCAGGAUGGGCUACCUGUCCCGGGGAAAGGGGGUCCUGUUCCAGGGCUUCCCGAACCCGGGCUCGGCUGACAACUUCCUGCAGUACGGCCUGGAGAGCCUGCUGCUGGCCCCCACCUACCUGUCACUGCGGGAGCUGGACGGCUACGCUGAGCCACUGGGCGAGUACCUGAGGGAGAUCCAGGAGGCCGCCCGGCUUUACGACCCGGACGAGUGCUUCCUGCUGAACGUGUCGAUCGCCCUGGGCCAGAAGGUGCCCGAGAACCCGUCUCCCCGGCUCCAGACGCCGACGGUGCGCAGGUUUGCCAAGAUCGCGCUGGCCUCCGGUAGCCCUGAGAAGAAGGGCAAGGCGCUGAGGGCCGACGACGAGAUGGAGACCCUGAUCCUGACGCCGCCACCGGGCACCGGUGACAUUGCGCAGGAUGACGAGGCGGGACGCAGGGCCCGGGAGGUAUGCUUCAUCAACGUGCAGCGGGAGCUCCGCAUCCGAGGGGUCUUCCUGCGGCACGAGUACCCCCAGAUCUACCAGGAUCUCUGCGAGUUUGUGGAGAGCAAUAAGAGAUUUACCCCCACCACCAUUUACCCCAUUGACAAGAGAACGGGCAAGCAGUUCAUGUGUAUGAUCAUGGCUGCCUCCGAGCCGCUGACUCUCGAGUGGGUUCGCAAACCCAACCUACUGGAGGACAUGAUGUGA
This is a messenger RNA of Hemiscyllium ocellatum (epaulette shark), 2937 nucleotides long. It is a transcript of the gene ajm1, whose product is annotated as apical junction component 1 homolog. Lineage: Eukaryota; Metazoa; Chordata; Chondrichthyes; Orectolobiformes; Hemiscylliidae. Gene Ontology annotation, cellular component: apical junction complex; plasma membrane. The transcript is spliced from 3 exons. The record is from RefSeq and is a predicted model, not a curated record. Gene Ontology annotation, biological process: cell-cell junction organization. Bases 1 to 2937 code for a protein of 978 amino acids.